Messenger RNA from Amphibalanus amphitrite, 3609 nucleotides. RefSeq lists its product as uncharacterized. Lineage: Eukaryota; Metazoa; Arthropoda; Thecostraca; Balanomorpha; Balanidae. The record is from RefSeq and is a predicted model, not a curated record. The transcript is spliced from 4 exons. The coding region runs from base 92 to 1441 and encodes 449 amino acids.
CACAAGUGGAGUGGUUGAGCGACAUGUUGGUCAAGUAGAGCAGCAGUCAUUGAAGGUACCUUGACCUACAACCUACUGAUCAUUGAUCAAGAUGCGGAAAUAUUGGAAGCUUCUGUUGGUUGCUACCGCAGUCGUUAGUGCUGGGUUCUUUCUGUUUUAUAAACACCAGUAUGAUCGACUGCUAAGUGUCCUUCAGGUGCUGGACACAUUCGGCAGUCCGAGCUCGGCCACAGUGGCGCCGCCCACCGACGACCUGGCCUGGGACGGCGACAGCUGGCAGCAGGUCACGCCCACACUCUUCAUAUUCUCGUCGUACGUGUCGCACGGCUCCGGCGUGGUGACGCUGGCGGCGGCGAUCGGCCAGCCGACGGCCGACCAGCUCUCCUGCUGGGUGUGGGUGGAGGGCGCCGGCGCCGCCGCCGGCACCGUCUCCCUGCAGCGGCUGCCGGCCGAGCCGGACGCGCCGUUCGCCGGCUGGCGGCUGGUGUGCGCGUUCGACGGCUACCGGGCGCCGUACGCGGUGGGUUACCGGGCGCGCUCGGCGGCCGGCCGCCAGCCGGCGGUGUCAGCGGUGGGCCGGCGCGACUGGCCCGGGCCGCGCGGACAGCUGGGCGCCUGUCUGAUCCCCUCCGACUGGGCGUCCGGCGACGUGGACCGGCUGGCCGAGUUCGCCGCCUUCCACGCGGCCAUCGGCCUGUCGCGGCUCUGGGUGUACGAGCCGGCGCCGGGCCGCGCCGUCAGCCAGCUGCUGCUGCGCGCCGCCGGCGCACUGCCCACCCGGCUGGUGCGCUGGGACUUUCCGCUGCGGCUGGAGACGCCGGUGGCGCAGCGGACGGCCACCGACCUGCUGCGCCGCGACUGCAUGGUGCGCACCUCGGGCCGCGUGGAGCACGUGCUGGCGCUGAACGUGACGCAGCUGGUGGUACCCCGGCGACACGACACCAUUCAGGAGAUGGUGCGCGCCACCGAGGAGCAGAUGAGGCGGCCCGGCGCCGCCUCCUUCAGCCUCUCACAGGAGUGGUUCUGCACGGACGCCAAGGACGGUCCGUACGCGCACAAGCCGCCGGAGCUGACUCUCAGCAGCAAGACGUCGCUGCUGAGCGAGCGGACGGUGCGCGGCGCGGUGCGGCUGGUGCGUCCCGAGGCGGUGGCCGACCCGGUGUCGGCCGGCGCCUGGACCACGCCCGACGAGCGGCCGCCGCAGCUGAACCCGCUGGUGGCCGCCGUCCACCUGUACAUCGACUGUGGCGCAGAGGCGGCCGCGCAGGCCACCGCCUUCGAGGGCGCCGCCGUCCGCUUCAAGACUCGUCUGGUCAACGCGCCGCUGUUUGUGAGCUACAAGCAGAUUCGCGACGCCACUCUGCGAGGCGACCCUCCGGCCAAGACGAACGGGACGCACCACGCUGAGCCGCCGCUGCCUCUGCCGGUGGGCGGGCGCUGAGUGGCGGAGGGUGCAAAAGAGGAUUCACACAUGGUCAGUCAGAGAUACGGGGAAUGGAGCGUGGGCAGGGGUCGGUACUCUUAGCCGCAACGGCCGGUAGUGACGGGGAAUGGAUGUGAGGGGUGCACAUCAUGAGGGUAUCACAGGGAUGUGAGGGUAUCAGAGAUAGAUUUGCUGUAUCAUGAGAACGCUAACGGACAGAUCUCAGUAGUCCGAUAGCCCACUGGUAGAAAAAGAAUGACAACUGUGGCCGUAUUCACAAUCAAGGGUUAAGGGGUAGGGGUAGGAGCAACGGGUAACGAGCUAUUUUUGAUGCCGUAUUCACAAUCGAAGUUUACCUCUGAUGGUCGUCCGGCGUUACGCAGACGGCGCCUGGCCUGCGUGGUGCCCUCUGCGUGGAGCCGGGCAACUAUCAGAGGUAAACUUCGAUUGUGAAUACUGCCAGAAAAUAGCCCGUUACCCGUUACUCCUACCCCUAACCCGUGAUUGUGAAUACGAUUACGGACACUGGUGGGAAUCAUUAAGGUAUUUCUCUGAUGGUUAGAUUGAAGCCUUUUACCGCUCUGCAACAUUUCAGCAUUUAUAUCGGCAUUUUUGACGCUCUGAUUACUAUAAGUGCCGUUUUCUGAUUCAUAAUUUUCUAUUACCCGUCCUUUGGAGAUUCUACUACAAGGAAAGUUUUCAUUCAACUGAUGGGCAUUAUUAUUUGAUUGUAUUCAGUGUGACAACUAUAUUGGGUUGUCUACCUGUCGAGCCGCGAGUACCACUGCUCAGUCAAACCCUCCAUUGAUACCUGUCCGGGAUUUACCGGGUGUUGAACUAUCCGGCCGGAGGUGCAUGUCGUGUCCAGGACCAGCCGGUGCCUUCCGUUAGUCCAAGUUAGUCCAACCGUGGCCUCCUACCUGCCGUCCCAGUCUAGCAUGCAUGGUGUGUGCCUGAUGUUUGUACGCACGGUUUUGUGUAUACUCGUAUGUGCAGAAUGCAAGUGCGUGAUGUCUAACAUAUCCUAGACAUCGCUCUUGCGCUUGACAUUCUGCGCUUGGUACUCAUUUAGCAAUAGCUUGCACUGCGAUGGUGCAUUUUAGACAGAGUUUUGACCAAGUCUGAUGCAUUGGCUGUCUGGGGUUGGGACCUUGGGGAGUGAUCUUGACUCGUCAUUGUAGUGUGUAUAUCAAGACAGUCAUGCGAGUUGAGAAAGCAUUUUGCCGUUGGUCAGCCUACGCGAUGUGACCAAUGUAGAGUUGGGAUCAGUGGUGGCCGGUGGGUGAGUUCAUUGCCGAAUGUUAUGCAUGAUGUUGAUGUACGGCCCUCCAGCAAAAGAGUGGUUGGUUAGCCUAUGUGCUUUUGGUGUAAUAACUUCAAAUGACAGAGACACUCCUGUAAAAUGACUCAAUAGAAAUGAGAAGAGGGUUCGUGCACACAUUUCGACAAUGGUUUUCAACAGCCAUUGGACCUAUUCAUCAAUGCAGAUCGAUUAUUGUGAUGUAAAUGUUGGCAACCAACCACUUAAUACCUGGAGGGCCGUACAAUGUACAUAUCAGAGAACUGUCCUUGUACGCACUUCCUAUAUAAGAUAUUUUCGUGAGACGAACUCCUUCGAUAUCCCUUACCUAAUCCUCUGGUUCUUUCUAUCCACAUAACGCACGAACAAGCUCAGACUUCGGCUGUCUCUAACAGCUCCCCAAUUUAGACUAGGGCGGGAUGUGGUACGUCCUUUUAAACGAUACCCGUCAUUUACGGAUUUUGAGGAAAGCGUCCACUGUGCGGUGUAUGUGAUGUGCUGCCGACCGAGCUUAUAUAACGAAGAAGCGCGUCGUGUGAAUCGUUGUGUAGGCUGUUUUUGUGAUCUUUGUGAUAUACGUAGACGCCGUGGGGUGCUCCGUAUGAGCGCAGUCAGAUGGUAUGCUGUUCGAUUCUAUGCACAUCACAUCAAUGGUGGGUCUCGUCAGUGUGUACGGUUCACCCGCGGCUGUGCACCGCUAUGCACAUAUGGGCAUAUCCGACCACUUCUGGCACAAUGUUUACAAUUGAAUGUGUUCACAGUCGUGAUGAUCAGUUUGUGGCCUAUUGAAUCGUGCCUUGUACAGUUUGUAAAUGCCAUACCAAGUCGUGCCAGCCACCUGAAAUAGUCAGCAUGCCUUUUCGAAGCGCAAUAAAUAAUGUGGUGA